AUGCUGACCCAUGCUGGCAGGGAUGCGAGGCAUCUGCCGCUUCUACGCUUAGGUUGUGGCUUUGCAGGACUUCCUCCCGAAGCUGUCCUCGUCACUCGGCAUGAGGACUUACAUGGACUUAAUCAGCACAAGAUCCAGACUGGGCACUUGCUGGUGGCGCUGAACGGCGUAGAGACAAAGGAUCUGACUCCUGAGACUUUCAGGCCCGGGUAUGUUACUUUUCCUUUCAAGUUUAGGACGGUGUGCCUGGUUUGCGAGGAGAAGGCCAAGGCCGUGGAAAAAGUCGAGACGCAGGUGAAGGCGGCGACCGCCAUCCAAGCCCUGGUGGUCGCGCUGCUCGCAAAGGCACCGGCCUGGAGGCCCGCUGGAUUGCGCAUGGGCGGAGUUUUAGCUUUUCAAUCCCGUGACCUUGUGUUCCAUGGCGACAGGUUCGAGGUCACGCUGGCAGAUGCCGAACUGGGCUACUCGCUCGGGAUGCUGACCCAUUCUGGCAGGGAUGCGAGGCAUCUGCCGCUUCUACGCUUAGGUUGUGGCUUUGCAGGACUUCCGCCCGAACCUCUUCUCCUUUGCAGCCACGCACGGUACCGAGAAGGGGGAAGGCUGCUCAGCUAUGAACUGGUGGACGUGCCAAGGCACAAGAUCGAGACUGGGCACUUGCUGGUGGCGCUGAACGGCGUAGAGACAAAGGAUCUUGAGACUUUCAGGCCCGGGUAUGUUACUUUUCCUUUCAAGUUUAGGACGGUGUGCCUGGUUUGCGAGGAGAAGGCCAAGGCCGUGGAAAAAGUCGAGACGCAGGCUUUCAUCAUGUCGUCCUAUCUCAUGAUCUGUGUGGAUGCGGGGGGCAGCGAGCAUCCGAGCAAGGUGGUCGUGCUGCUCGCAAAGGCACUGGCCUGGAGGCACACUGGAUUGCUCACGGACGAAGUUUUGUCGUUAUUCUGA
Molecule: messenger RNA, 939 nt
Organism: Symbiodinium sp. CCMP2592
Lineage: Eukaryota; Dinophyceae; Suessiales; Symbiodiniaceae
Source: the annotation of a GenBank genome assembly